AUGGAAUUUAAACCACGAGUCGUCAAGCCCAAACUUGAUACCCUGCAAUGGCCGUCCAAACGGCCUUUUUGGUGGCUGGUAUAUGAACCAAAAAGUACCCGCACUCCCAUUGGCAUGUCACGAGUCCCAGGAGCACUCAAAAAUGCCCCAAGAAAUCCUUCCGAUACAAGUCAGACCGAUCAGCAGCGUAUCCAGCCCAUCGCUUGGACUCCACCGGUGAUCAACUUUGACCAUUCUGUUGACAGUGUCUACUUUCCGUAUAAGCCAUUCAAGUGCUUCACAUUCGAUGAGUUACUAAAACGGGAACAAAGGGCCCCCUUCCAACAUAUGGCUGUGGAAUCAGAGGUACUAACGUGGAUCCAGAUAGUUGGUCACUGUUUCAAUGGGCCCACCCGGUCACUAUCUGGGUGCGUUACCCGAAUUCGAAGACAUUCUAUCAUGUUGCUCUCCACUAGAGCGAUGGAAAUCCCCGAUAUUUCAGAGAUACUGUGGAACCAGAGGAACACGUGCUCUACAGAACCUCAACCAUAUCAGCGAUCGAAACCCAGGCUGGAAGAUUCUAUCGUACCAGCACACAACUACAAGUUAAGUUGA
This is a messenger RNA of Hymenoscyphus albidus, 594 nucleotides long. The record is from the annotation of a GenBank genome assembly. Lineage: Eukaryota; Fungi; Ascomycota; Leotiomycetes; Helotiales; Helotiaceae.